UUGUUUGGGAAGUCAUGGAAAGCAUAUUGUUUGCGAUUUUAGUGUCAGCGCUUGCAUUUGUUCAAGGUAAAAACUGUGAUUCGCUGGGAACGCUUAUCUACGAAGAUCUGGGAUGCAAAGCAAAAGGAGGCAACAACAAUACAUGUCCAAUUUCGUACGAUUGUCCCCAAAUUACGGUUAAAAAUGGAACUUGCAAAUUUGGUGGUACUAUAUACAAAGAGGGUAAUCGAUUCAAUGGUACCAAUGUAUGUAUGCCAGCUGUUUGCAUGAGUUCAGGAAUCGGUCGCAUGGUUAUUGAUUGUAACCAGCGUCCCGAAGAAGGCUGCUAUUUUGCAAACACCUUGGACAAAUGCUGUUCAAUUGAUCAGAUAUGCGAUAGUUUUGAUGACGUCGAAAUAUGCAAUGUUACCGGUCGAUUGUACCUGGAAGGAGAGUAUUUCACCCCCAAAGGUUAUUGCCUUCAUUGCAUUUGCAAGCCAAACUUUGCAGGGAAAUUUGUUGCACCUUUCUGCGAAAGGAUCAGGUGCGGAAUCGAAUUAACGAACGAUCCGAUUUCGGAUAAAAGUGCUCCACUUUAUCUAAAUAGUCCAGUCCGAUGCUGCCCGAUACAAUUUAUUAAACCUACAAAUGCAAUCGUAACACAUAUUAUACUAUCAGGAAGCUCGAGUA
Nicrophorus vespilloides is the source of this 669-nucleotide messenger RNA. RefSeq lists its product as uncharacterized. The record is from RefSeq and is a predicted model, not a curated record. Lineage: Eukaryota; Metazoa; Arthropoda; Insecta; Coleoptera; Silphidae. The transcript is spliced from 5 exons. The annotation marks the transcript as partial.